This is a messenger RNA of Pseudoliparis swirei, 3147 nucleotides long. It is a transcript of the gene itpka, whose product is annotated as inositol-trisphosphate 3-kinase A. Gene Ontology annotation, cellular component: nucleus; cytoplasm. Gene Ontology annotation, molecular function: inositol-1,4,5-trisphosphate 3-kinase activity; inositol tetrakisphosphate kinase activity. Lineage: Eukaryota; Metazoa; Chordata; Actinopteri; Perciformes; Liparidae. The coding region runs from base 544 to 1863 and encodes 439 amino acids. Gene Ontology annotation, biological process: inositol phosphate biosynthetic process. The record is from RefSeq and is a predicted model, not a curated record. The transcript has 7 exons.
ACACCAUUAGUGUUUUAGUAAACCCGUCUGGCGGGUUUGAACAUUGGUUUAUUUGGGCGUGCAUAUCUUUCGGUAGAAACAUGAGGAUGCAUAUAGAACCAAACUGUUUUUUUAUAAAGCUGCAUUUUGAUUUACAGCUCGAAUUUUAUGUCAGGUUAGUCUCGCAGUUUAGCGCGAGACAGAAGCAAGUCUGUAACCACACAACUGAACCUGUCAGCAGGUUUAAUGUUUCAAUCAGGAAGCGAGAUGGACAACGCGGAAGAUAUCACCUCUGCUCACGUGUGUGGGUGUGCCGGCGCGCUUAUACGCGGCGGAGAACCGCGCGCCACGCCACUGCCAGAGAGGGGUUCCCCUUUACAACAGGGCGGCUUUUUAAUGUGUCAAAACUCGGACAACAAACAUCAAGGAAGUCCCGCAGAGGAACAGUUUAUUACCUAAAGUCAAAGUAAAGUUUCUGAAAGUGAAAUGACCAGAUUUGAAGAUUAAAGUGAAAUCACCUCUGCGACUCUCCUCGUGCGUCCUUGCGACGGAUUUAGGUCUCCAAUGCCCAAAGGAUGGCGGAGAAAGAGUUCCAAGGACUCCGAGGAUUCUUUGACUGGACAAAAUGAGGGAUCGCAUGUAGAGGAGGGGAGAGCUGCCGGGAAGGCUUCUGAGGCUGCCGAUGAUCUCAUUCAGAAAGCUGCUCGAAGCGUCCCGCCGUCCGCACGCGCAGCGCCGCCUGCGAUGGACGCGUCCCGUGUCCCGCAGGUCACCAUCACCGCGGAGGGCGGCUGCUCCUCCCGGGAGGUGAAGCACGACGACUGGGAUGAUGCCGUAGACGGUACCCUGCGCAGGAAGCUGUCCAACUCGUCCAUCUCCUCCACGGGGUCCUCCACUGUGGAGUCCGAGGACGAUUUGCUGAGCGACACCGAGAGCAACGGCAUCAUCACUUUAGAGCCUCUGGUGGACACCGGAGAGGUCAAGGCGUGGUGGAAGCUGAAGACGAUCGUCCACUGGCCCUUCAGUGUUACGCAGAGACCCAAACUGAACUGGGUUCAGCUCGCCGGGCAUAAAGGUAACUUCAAAGCGGCGGACGAGGGCACCAUCCUGAAGAAGUUCUCGGAAAACGAGAGGCAGUGUUUUGAGAAGCUGAGGGACGAUGCGCUGCUCCCAUUCGUGCCCGUUUACCACGGCACAGUGGAGAAAGAUGGAGAGUCUUACCUUCAUUUGACUGACCUGCUGGUGAAAUUUGACCUUCCCAAUGUCAUGGACUGCAAGAUAGGAGUGAGGACGUACCUGGAGGAGGAGCUUGUUCGUGCGAGGGAGCGACCCAAGCCGAGGGAAGACCUGUACAAGAAAAUGAUGGAGGUGGACGGCGAAGGCCCGACUUCCCAGGAGCAUUCCCAACGAGGCGUCACCAAGCCUCGCUACAUGCAGUGGAGGGAGACCAUGAGCUCCACCAACACCCUGGGCUUCAGGGUGGAAGGAAUCAAGAAAUCUGACGGUACGUGUCGGACUGACUUCAAGAAAACCAGGUCGAAGCAGGAUGUCGUCCAGGUGUUCAGGGACUUUGUCGGAGAGAACGUGGACAUCUUAAAGUCUUACCUGAGCAGACUGACGAAGAUCCGACAGACCCUGAAGGCAUCGCAAUUCUUCAGGCAACACGAGGUCAUUGGCAGCUCUCUCCUCUUCAUCCAUGACCACACCUGCAAUGCGGAGGUCUGGCUCAUUGACUUUGGCAAGACCACGCCGUUGCCAGAGGGCCAGAUGUUGAACCACGACAUUCCCUGGAAGGAAGGCAACCGGGAGGAUGGCUACCUGUGGGGGCUGGAAAACCUCAUCAACACACUGGAGUCUGUAGGCGAAGAAGAGGCAGGCGAAUAAACCUUUUGCUCAGAUGCGAAAGAAAAUAGCGAAACUACCGAAACAGAUGUUCAGUGACCUUUGACCUGUAGAUGGGUAAAAGGAAGUCAAACUAUUUUAAUGGUCACCAUAGAGAGACCCUUUGGGAAAUGUAAUACAUGUUGAUGUGCUUUGGGUGCUCAAUGAUACAUGUAACAAACAAAAAAGUGCAGAAAUGCGACAACAAAAAAAGGCCACGGGCAGCUUCAUAAAGUUACUGACAGAAAUGAAGAGAGAGGCAGAGUUUGUCACUUGUUACUGAAUGACUGAACGACUGAACUAACACCAAUUCAACUUCAGAUAAAAUGAACAGAAGUGAAAGUGUAAUGUUUCUCAGAUUCAGGGAUGGUUCCAUGUGAAGGAAAUGCUCAUGAAAUGUGAUUUAAAGCAUGAGAGCGUCGUCAGUCCUCCUUAUUACGCUCUCCCCCUCAGCUCUGCAACACCCCUGUAUGUACACUACCGUUCAAAAGUUUGGGGUCACCCAGACAAUUUCGUGUCUUCCAUGAAAACUCACUUUUAUUUAUCAAAUGAAUUGAACAUUGCAUAGAACAUAUAGUUAAGACAUUGACAAGGUUAGAAAUAAUGAUUAAUAUUUGAAGUAUUAAUUUUGUUCUACAAACUUCAAGCUCAAAGGAAAGCCAGUUGUAUAGCUUAUAUCACCAGCAUAACUGUUUUCAGCUGUGCUAACAUAAUUGCACAAGGGUUUUCUAAUCAGACAUUAAUCUUCUAAGGCGAUUAGCAAACACAAUGUACCAUUAGAACACUGGAGUGAUAGUUGCUGUAAAUGGGCCUCUAUACACCUAUGGAGAUAUUUCAUUAGAAACCAGACACAUCCACCUUGAAUAUUAAUUUACCACAUUAACAAUGUAUAGAGUGUAUUUUUGAUUAAUGUUAUCUUUAUUGAAAAAACGGUGCUUUUCUUUGAAAAAUAAAGACAUUUCUAAGUGACCCCAAACUUUUGAACGGUAGUGUAGGUGUAAUAUUGAAGCAGUAAUUCAAUUCAGUAAGAAGCUUAAAACGUCUGUCAUAUAACUACAACACAUAACAUAUUGUAAAUAUAGUCCUGCAUACAGUAUAAUCACAAGUGUAUUAUCUGUGACACUGUUCUGCCAAACUCUUUUAUUCUAAGUCAAUUUAUAUUUCUUUCACCGAUUUGGUUCCUGGAAUCAAACUUGCUAUAUAGCACUUUUUGGGGUCUUAUUCAGAGACGUUGUGCAAAUGAAAUGUAUGAACAUUUACUUGGAAUUAAAAUGGGCAAAUAUUGUU